AUGAAAUUAUUAAACUGUGUAAUAUUAUUCAUUGUACUUUCCAAUGUAUUUGCCAAUGCCUUCACUGAUGAGGAGGCAUUCCAGAAUUGGGCUGAAGCCUAUGACAAACAAUACACCAGUGAGGAGUUCCAAGAUGCCUUUGCCGCUUGGAAGGCCAACUUAGACAAGGUUGCUGCCACCAACGGAAACCUCAAGGGAGGAGAUGUCGUCUUCAAAUUUGGCGGUGCCUCCAACCUCCGUGCUCUUCACGCUGCCCUUGCCACACCAGUUAUCACCUAUCCAAAGGCUGAUCUUCCAAAGAUGUCCAUGAACAAGUUCAGUGAUAUGACUUAUGAGCAAUUCAGCCAGACAUUCAUGGGUGCUGAUGCUUCAUUGGCUCCAAGUGCUGCUGCUGGUGCUGCCUUGUCCACUGGUGCCAUCGCCGGUAUUGUUGUUGGAGGUGUUGCCGCUAUUGCCCUCGUUGGUGGUCUUACUUACGCCGUGACCAAGAAGAGAGCCGACACCACUGCUGUUGAGACACCACACCAAGAGGUUGAGAUGAAGCGCAAGUCCAUCGGUAUCGAUAUCUUCAAGUUCCGUAGAGACAAGGCUCACAAGUCCAUCACUGCCAGAGGUACACCAAUUGUUGUCUAA
This is a messenger RNA of Acytostelium subglobosum LB1, 633 nucleotides long. RefSeq lists its product as hypothetical. The coding region runs from base 1 to 633 and encodes 210 amino acids. The record is from RefSeq and is a predicted model, not a curated record. The transcript is spliced from 2 exons. NCBI's taxonomy places the organism in Eukaryota, Evosea, Eumycetozoa, Acytosteliales, Acytosteliaceae.